Messenger RNA from Penicillium pulvis, 1740 nucleotides. RefSeq names its product putative DNA polymerase iota. Bases 1 to 1740 code for a protein of 579 amino acids. Lineage: Eukaryota; Fungi; Ascomycota; Eurotiomycetes; Eurotiales; Aspergillaceae. Gene Ontology annotation, molecular function: DNA-directed DNA polymerase activity; damaged DNA binding. Gene Ontology annotation, biological process: translesion synthesis. The transcript has 2 exons. The record is from RefSeq and is a predicted model, not a curated record.
AUGGCUACAAUACCGACGCGCAAUGACCGUCGAAUAAUCCUUCACUUAGAUUAUGACUGCUUUUACGCUUCGGUAUUUGAAGUGGAGCAACCAGCUUUGAAGUCUUUGCCACUAGCUGUGCAGCAAAAGCAAAUCAUCGUGACAUGUAAUUACGAAGCCCGACGGCGGGGGCUGCACAAGCUGCAGCUAAUCAAAGACGCCAAGCGGAUAUGUCCCGACGUGGUAAUCGUGCUAGGCGAGGACCUGACCAAGUUUCGAGAUGCAUCAAAAGAUCUCUACCUUUUCAUACGUGCCUUCAUAUGGGGCGGACGAGUGGAAAGACUGGGCUUUGAUGAGCUCUCUCUGGAUGUCACAGAGAUGAUUGAAUAUAAUAUCAGCUUGCUAAACCCGAAUAAUCUAUCGACUUCAUUCUUCCAUCUGGAUCCCAAGGACCCGACUAUUGGAUUUGCCUACGAUGCUACCACAGUCAUGGGCUUGACAUUCCCAGUGAUGACCGAGACACCUAUUUCUACUCGUGAUACGUCAUCUCUAGAAAUAAAGUUAAGGAUCGCAUCGCAUCUGCUCAAGUAUCUUCGAGAUCGAAUGGAGCAUGACAAAGGUUUCACAGCUACAGGAGGGGUGUCUACCUCUAAACUUCUGGCCAAAUUAGUGGGAAGUGUUCACAAGCCUAACAACCAGACUACUCUGCUCCCACCAUACCAGAUAGCUGAAGAUGGCACCGAAAGCAAUGUGACUCAAUUCCUGGACAGCCAUGAGAUCCGCAAAAUUCCCGGGAUAGGAUCACGACUAGCCCAGAAACUGAGAAAUCGUGUUACAGGGGAGAGUACGGGAGAACAGGUUACGGUCCGAGAUGUCCGUUUAUAUCCUGGAAUGGGCCCAGCUAUGCUCGAGAAAACACUGGGCGGGCCCGGUGCGGCCAGAGGAAUUGGUAUGCGCAUCUGGAGCAUUCUGCACGGGGUGGACAAUACCGAAGUCCUUGAGGCCCGAGACUUGCCGACUCAGAUCAGUAUUGAGGACUCUUACGGUUAUGGUCGAUUUGAUACCGUGGAGAAUGUACGUCGCGAGCUUGUGGUUCUUACUACAAGUUUAAUCCGGCGCAUGCGAACAGAUCUACUAGAUAAGAGCGAGGAAAUCCCUCGGUGGCUGGCCCACCCGCGAACGUUACGUCUAUCCACACGGCCUCGCAAUGCUCCCGAGACUGACGGGGUGCGAACCUACCAUGCCAAUCGCAUUUCUCGAUCUGCUCCUCUACCGGGGUUUAUCUUCAAUAUGGACGAGAAUUUGGAUGCUCUGGCUGAACGACUUGUCCAUGAGAGUCUUUUGAGCAUGUUUCGAAAACUGAAUCCAGAGAAGUCUGGGUGGGAUCUGAGUUUGAUUAAUGUGGCUGUGACCAACUUGGUGGAGAGUGCGGGCGAGCAAAAGCAAAGUAGCGGGCGUGACAUAGGAAAAAUGUUCCGACAGCAAGAAACGGUGCUCAGGGAUUGGACAGUAGAUGCAGGGUCUUGCGCCACUGUUCCCGGCCCGGAGAUACCGGAGACAGAGACUGUGGAGAAUUAUCAGCCAGAAUGGGACGAAGAAGAGGAAGAGGAAGAGGAAGAGGAAGAGGAAGAGGAAGAGGAAGAGGAAGAGGAGGAAGAGGAGGAGGAAGGAUUAUUCAGUGUUCAGUGUGAGAUUUGCUCUGCUGCGAUUCCCCAUUUUGCACAGCUAGCACAUAAAUUGUACCACGAAUCCAUAGAUUGA